This is a messenger RNA of Capronia epimyces CBS 606.96, 2328 nucleotides long. RefSeq names its product aarF domain-containing kinase. NCBI's taxonomy places the organism in Eukaryota, Fungi, Ascomycota, Eurotiomycetes, Chaetothyriales, Herpotrichiellaceae. Gene Ontology annotation, molecular function: kinase activity. Gene Ontology annotation, biological process: ubiquinone biosynthetic process. Bases 1 to 2328 code for a protein of 775 amino acids. Gene Ontology annotation, cellular component: extrinsic component of mitochondrial inner membrane. The transcript is spliced from 2 exons. The record is from RefSeq and is a predicted model, not a curated record.
AUGUCAGGCAAAAGGAUUCUCGACGUCCUCGCCCUCUUCAACGCUUCCCGAAGAGUGGCCUCGAAGCACUUCGACAUCAGACUCUCCCAAAUCAAACUCUAUGGCCAGACUUCGUCCCCCGUUAAGGCUUUGAGGAGACAAGGGCUCCCUAUAUUAUCCACCGCAGUCUCCCGCUUCGCCUCGUCGCAGCCCCCUUCCAAGCCUGCGAAGGAAGGUAUUCACCAAGAUCAUUUCUACACCCGCUCCGAGCAGAAUUCCCCCGCGCAACCGCCACCUACAGCAGACCUCAAUGUUAAACAAGCACAGGCAACAAGGUUGCCUCUGCCAGAUGGAACAAUACCCUCAGAUGAUAGCCCCAUCGGGGAAGAGACAGGAGAUGCCAUGAGUUUCAGUACAAGGCCCGCCGGGGAAACAGCGCAGCAUCCGGUCGCACCCCAGGGAGAUCGUGCCUUGCGAGUGAAGUCAUCUGGCCAGUCUACUAUACCCAGCCCUUCCUUGGCGAGCUCCCUGUCUCCGGAAGCAGCGAGAAAAGCACAACGCCUGUCUGAAGAUCCGAUACCAAGCAAAGCUGCCGAACCUCCCGAAGCCAAGGACAAUGGACCCGAGUUCGCAGUUGAGCAGGAACAAGAUGUUUUUUACCAGCCGCCAGAUAGUGUGAAGCCAGUUCUAUCAGCCUUACCUCGUGUUCGUGUCCCCCGAAUCGAAAAUGAUGUUCAAGCAGGGGACUCCCACAUUCCCCCAGGCAUCAACGCCGAUGUAUACUACUCUGGCUCGAAGGAAGUUGGGUCGGAGCCUACAGAGGUGCAGUUGUCCCAGCUUUUCCGCAAUCCAAGACAUGCCAAAUUGUUGGCGAAUAAGACCGCUCCCGGAGCGAAGAGGCGAUUUCAUUCAAUGAGAGUCAAUCGACAAGUGCCAUCUAAUGACGAUAUGGACAGCAUUCGGCAAUUGGCCGCUGACAUGGCCAAGGGUGCAGAGAAGAUCAAAACGUCGCAAGCACAAAUUGUCCAGCCUUAUCAGAUGCGUGAGUCGAAGGUUCCCUCAACGAGGUUUGGCCGUCUCUUCGAGUAUGGUGGACUAGCAGCGUCAAUGGCUUUGGGGGCCGUCAGUGAAAGUGUCAGUCGGUCCAGCGGCUCGGACGGGUCUCUAAUGCUGAGCCCGGCAAAUAUGGAACGCCUGGUGGCCAAAUUGUCCAAAAUGCGAGGUGCUGCCUUGAAGCUAGGCCAAUUGAUGAGCUUCCAAGAUGCAAAGCUGCUGCCUAAGCCCAUUCAUGAGGUACUUCAGCGCGUCCAAGAUAGCGCAGACUACAUGCCCGCUUCACAAAGAGAUGCAGUGAUUGCCACUGAUCUGGGACCCAAUUGGCGUGCGUUGUUUGAGCAGUUCGACGAGCGUCCACUGGCUGCUGCCUCCAUUGGGCAAGUGCAUGGCGCCGUCUUGAAGGGCGGACGCCGGGUGGCUGUCAAGGUCCAGUAUCCUGGCGUGGCAGAUUCAAUCUCGUCAGAUCUUAACAAUCUUUCCUUGCUUCUGACUGCGUCUCGCCUGUUACCGAAGGGCCUUUACUUGGACAAGACAAUUGCCAACGCCCGUACUGAGUUAGCAUGGGAAUGCGACUACGCCCGAGAGGCCGGAGCUGCAAAAAGGUUCCGACAGCUGCUAGCAGACGACCAGAAGGUCUUUACUGUCCCAGAAAUCAUCGAUGAGGCCUCCGGUAAGCAGGUGCUCACGAUGGAGCGCAUGGAAGGAGUCGCAGUGACCAAAGUCCGCAAUUUUACGCAGGAGCAGAAAGACUGGAUCGGGACGCAAAUUCUUCGCUUGUGUCUGCGAGAGAUCAUCGAGUUCAGGUACAUGCAGACAGACCCGAACUGGACCAACUUCCUCUACAAUGCCCAAACCAACAAGCUGGAACUGCUGGACUUUGGAGCAUCCAGAGAAUACCCGGCAACCUUCAUCGAGCUCUAUGCUAAGGUCCUGGACGCAGCUUCAAGAGGAGACCGAAAUGCUUGCAGUGACCUGUCGAUACAAUUGGGCUACCUUACUGGAUACGAAUCCAAGCUCAUGCUGAACGCUCACAUUGACUCGGUCACGACACUAGCCGAACCUUUCACGGACUCUGCUCCUGACCUUUAUGAUUUUGAGAACCAGACCAUUACCGACCGCGUCCGUGGCCUCAUUCCUGUCAUGCUGAAAGAGAGAUUGGCCCCGCCUCCGGAGGAGACAUACAGUUUGCAUCGUAAACUGAGCGGAGCCUUUCUGUUAUGUGCGAGAUUGGGGAGUCACGUCAGAUGCAAAGACCUCUUCCAGCAAGCUCUAGUCAAGGCAGGAAUACGUUGA